AUGCCAAGAAACUACACCAGGAAGACAACCUGGGGCCAAACACCCCUCGCACAGAUCGAGAGUGCAGCCGCUGAGGUCAUGCAAGGAAAGAAGUCCUUAAGAAAAGCUGGAAGGGAUAGAAAUAUUGACAAGACAACCCUACAAAGAUUCAUAAAGAAAAAAGAGAAAGGGGUAGAAAAAUCAGUAGCCUGGGGUGCAGUAGCUGAGGCGAAGAGAAUAUUCACAGAUGAGAUGGAGGAGGAGCUUGCCAAACAUUUGAAACAACUAGCUGACCAGUUCCAUGGCCUCGCUCCAGUUAAGUGCUGUGAACUGGCAUUUGAAUACGCAGAGAGAAACAAUAUCCCUGUCCCUGCCAAUUGGACAGAGAAACAAUGUGCAGGUAGGCUACGGUGUGCAAGAGAUCACAUUAUUCUGUAGGUUAACUUAGGCCAACUGAUCUUGCCACAAAGCUAAAUCUUAUAAUAAUGAAUUCUCUACUCUUUAGGAGAAGAGUGGUUUGGCAGCUUCCUAGCACGUCGCCAUCUCUCUGUCCGAACUCCGGAGGCAACAUCC
Messenger RNA from Scomber scombrus (Atlantic mackerel), 552 nucleotides. RefSeq lists its product as uncharacterized. Bases 1 to 417 code for a protein of 138 amino acids. The transcript has a single exon. The record is from RefSeq and is a predicted model, not a curated record. NCBI's taxonomy places the organism in Eukaryota, Metazoa, Chordata, Actinopteri, Scombriformes, Scombridae.